AUGUGGCUGGAUUUACAAUGCAUGCUGUGAUGGCGAAACGUCUACUGCCACACCAGCCGUCUGAGGAUGGUCCGCAUCCGGACGACGAGCCUGAUAGUCCAGCCAUUGAGGCGGCCGCCUUGGACAUACCGUCACUGGCUGUUGACCCGACGGGUCAGAAAGCGUUCUGGGAGAGCUACAAUCCAGCUAAAAAGUUUCGUCCCACUGCUGAUGGCAGCUUGGAAUUACGUUUUGAGAUUUUGCUAGCCCACAUAAUGCCUCGCGAGAACGAGGAUGUGAAAAUCAAACGCUUCGUCAUUUACGAGCUAACUGUGCGCCAGGACUCCAGCACCAUGGAUGAGCAACCGGCCAAGAUUGAGCGCCGCUAUACAGACUUCCGGGAUCUUUAUCAGUGCCUUAAACGGGAGCUGCCCAACGAGCUAGCCAGCAUUAACUUUCCCAGCAAGGUGCUCAUGGGCAACUUCUCAGCGGAGCUGAUUGCCGAACGCAGCGCUGCCUUCGAAACAUUUCUUACGCAUAUCGCCAGGAACACAAAGCUGCGGGAUUCGGAGGCAUUUCUACGCUUUUUGCAGCACGACGAACUGACCCGGGCUUGCCAGUAUCUGGAUGAGCGACGCAACGAGAUGGCCAUACCGAUACUCGAGAACUGUUUUCGUCUGUUGAACAAGAUCUUCAUGAAUCGAUCGCGACCCGUACUGCUAAUACUCUGCCGCCUGGUGGCUGCCUGCACCGCCUCACCGGUGCCCCAUCACUCAGCGGAACGUUGGGCUCUGCUCGCACUCAGCCGCUUCGAUACGCUAUGUGAUAUUGACUUACUGCCGCUCUACAUACCCCUGCUGCACACCUGUGCACACUUGUGGUGGCAACGGGGUCAGGAUCAGAAGCCCAUAACGGAUCGCUUGACGGAGAUGUCCAGGCAGGGCAUUAAUACGGCUAAUAUCACCAGCCUAAUGCAGGCAAUUCACAAGCUGGAUCCCCGCACUGAAACCAUCUGAAUGCACAAUGUACACAAUACCCAUACAUACACACACACACAUAUAUACUCAUACUCAUACAUAUACGCCCUCGAGCUGUAGUGCUAAGCUAAAAGUGCAAUUAGUAACAAUUAUCGUGCAAUUAGAAACGUUUGUCAUAUUUAUAUUUACAUGUCUCACGGCCCUUCCACAUCCGUCAACUUUUUGUUUAGUGUUUCAUGUAUGUCUAAUAUCUUAUAUGUCUAAUAAUAAAUGUCUAGUAAGUUAUGUUGCGUAGCUUCGCCAUUUAACGUCAUUGUAACUGUAGCGAAUGCUAAUGGUAAUCCCUCUGAACACAAAUGAAAUUGUCUAAGAAUUAACAUUCCUGUAAUAUCAAACAAUCUAUUAUCGAAAUAUGGAGAAUUAUAUUAAGAACAACAUUAUCAAAUAUAUAAUAGGAACGAUAGUCUGAA
Molecule: messenger RNA, 1426 nt
Organism: Drosophila arizonae
Lineage: Eukaryota; Metazoa; Arthropoda; Insecta; Diptera; Drosophilidae
Gene: Snx21
Product: Sorting nexin 21
Biological process (GO): protein transport
Cellular component (GO): early endosome membrane
Molecular function (GO): phosphatidylinositol phosphate binding
Source: RefSeq, a predicted model, not a curated record